AUGGCUGUUUUAAAGGUUUUCUUUUUGUUGUCAUUUUGUAUGCUUGUGAAUACCGAGAACGCGUCCACUCAGGAACGGCUGCUUUUAAGUUCGCUUGGGCUUUUAAGUCGCCCGAGACCGGCAGCUCCGGGCCCGGUUCCGUCGGUGCUGUGGAAAAUGUUCCGGAAGGCUGAGGAAAGGCGCGAGGCGGCUGCAUGCACAGUCCCGGAGUUUGGAGUCAAAGGGAACAUUGUCCGAUAUGUUCAAGACCAAGGCGGGCUGAUCGGUGGCUGCUGCGCAUGCGUGGAGCACCAUUUGUAUUUUAAUAUGUCUGUCCUGGAAGAUCUUGAGCAGCUCACACUGGCCCAGUUGGAAGUCAAGUUCAAAUCCUCCUCCUUCCUUGCGUCACGAAAAGACAUUGUCUUCAACAUGGACGUGUACAGAGUCCUAAGGAGCGCGUUAAAGGGCAUGGAUCAGAAAUCCAGUCGCAGGCUGCUGUUCUCCCAGUCUGUCCAGUGCACCCCAGGCACCAUCCUCUUUAACCUGACUGAUCUGGCUGAGUCGUGGAGAAAACCAGGCAAAAACCACGGCAUGGUUUUGGCACUCCAGGCCACCUGUCUGAGCAACGAGCUGGGCCAGGAGGACCAAGGAAUCCAGCAUCAAGGACAAGUGGAGAUGCCGGAGUUGGUGGCGUCCCUCGUGGUCGUUUCUCUGAACCCUAAGCAGUGCCGGACAAGGAAGAAGCGCAGCGCGUAUUAUUUACCCAUCACUCCCAGCAACGUGUGCAAACCCAGACGCCUCUAUAUAGACUUUAAAGACGUGGGCUGGCAGGAUUGGAUCAUUGCGCCCCAAGGAUACGUGGCUAAUUACUGCCACGGAGAGUGCCCUUUUCCUCUGAGCGAACGCUUGAACGGGACUAACCACGCCAUCUUGCAGACCCUGGUGCACUCGUUUGACCCGAAAGGAACUCCUCAGCCGUGCUGCGUUCCCAUUAAACUGUCCCCCAUCUCUAUGCUCUACUACGACAAUAAUGACAACGUGGUGCUCAGACAUUAUGAGGACAUGGUGGUGGAUGAAUGUGGUUGUAGAUGA
This is a messenger RNA of Neoarius graeffei (lesser salmon catfish), 1071 nucleotides long. RefSeq names its product growth differentiation factor 3 (gene gdf3). The coding region runs from base 1 to 1071 and encodes 356 amino acids. The transcript is spliced from 2 exons. NCBI's taxonomy places the organism in Eukaryota, Metazoa, Chordata, Actinopteri, Siluriformes, Ariidae. The record is from RefSeq and is a predicted model, not a curated record. Gene Ontology annotation, molecular function: cytokine activity; growth factor activity. Gene Ontology annotation, cellular component: extracellular region. Gene Ontology annotation, biological process: SMAD protein signal transduction; BMP signaling pathway.